AUGAGGCGCUGCUGUGCUGCUUACGAGGCUGCACCAGCGCAGCCUUUCCUUCCUAAAUACUCCAUUCCACGCGCGUCAUGUGCGUUUAAGUAACCGAGGCUCGCGCAACAAAAGAAUCUCGUGUUUUUGUGUUUAUUCAUCUAACGUGAGUUUUUGUGCCGGCUCUGCACGGCCCGGCCUGGCCUGCGCACUACUAGUGCGCGUGCAGAAGGGAAGCCAAUAGCGCAGGCUAAUGGUAGCGCGGCUUACUGGCCGUCAAGUUCGUCCGUGAACUUUGUAACAUUUGGGUGCCAUGUCCAGCCUCCAGCUGCUGCUCAGGAACAGCAGGGGAGCGGGCUCGUGGUUCGGUCGCAGCGGCGCCGGCGCACUUUCAGGAGUUCUGUCGGUCGCGCGGCGCUCCAUCAUAGAUCUGUCCUACUCCACGCACUUCAUGGAUUUUAACGGAUCGUCGAUACCGAGCAGCAUGAAAAAGCUGGUCGUCACUAAGCUCAGUCCCGAUUUCAGAAGCGCCGUUUCUGUGCAAACCGUCGCGAUUCCGACUCCCGCAGACUCGGAGCUGCUCGUCAGGAAUCGUUUUGUGGGAAUCAACGCCAGCGAUAUUAACUACUCCGCAGGCCGCUAUGACCCCUCACUGAAGCCUCCCUUCGACGCCGGUUUCGAGGGUAUCGGCGAGGUUGUCGGCCUCGGCCUCAGCGCCAGCUCCCGUUACACCAUUGGGGACACUGUGGCCUAUUUUGGCAGUGGUGCCUUUGCCGAGUACACGGUGGUGCCUGCCAAGGUAAGUGUCCCUGUGCCUGCAGUGAAGCCAGAGUUCCUCACCCUGCUGGUUAGCGGUGCCACAGCCUACAUCGCCCUGAAACGUCUGGGCGACCUAGCCGAAGGUGAGACGGUCCUGGUCACAGCGGCAGCAGGAGGGACCGGACAGUUCGCCGUGCAGUUUGCAAAACAGGCCGGUUGCCAUGUGAUCGGGACCUAUUCGUCCAACGAGAAAGCCGGCUUCCUCAAGUCCCUCGGCUGCAACAGGCCAGUCAACUAUACCACAGAGGACCUGGCCAAGACGCUUAGGAAAGAGUACCCAAAAGGCAUCAAUGUGGUGUACGAGUCAGUCGGAGGAAGCGUUUUAGAAACGGCGGUGAACAGUUUGGCCAAUAAAGGCCGGCUGAUAGUAAUCGGCUUCAUCUCUGGGUACCAGACACCAUCAGGGAUUCCGCCUUUUAAAGGAGGAACACUACCGGUCAAGCUGCUUCAGAAGUCGGCCAGCAUGCGAGGUUUCUUCCUGCCCCACUUCUUAAGCGACUACACAGAGGCUCUGAGUAGUAUGAUACAGAUGUUUGCCAAAGGGAAGCUAGUGUGUGAGGUGGAUUAUGGGGAGCUGGCACCAGGGGGGAAAUUUGUAGGUCUGGAGUCCAUCUAUCGGGCCAUGGACUACAUGUAUGCUGGGAAAAACCUAGGCAAAGUGGUGGUGGAAGUGGCUCCGCCCUCUGUCAGUAACAGUAAGCUGUGAUUUCAUAGAUAAGUGACCUCAAAUGAUAGUGUAUAAAAAUGCAAAACUGUGAAUCUGAGUGUUAUUAUUUUUGUAAAAUGACUGAUGUGGAAUUAAAGAUAAACCUUGAUGGUGCGUUGGUGAAUAAAGGAAUUAGCAACUUAAUAUUGAUUCUAUAUCUUAUUUUGAAAAUUUGUGCAAUAAAAAUAAAACUAUUUAAUUACUA
This is a messenger RNA of Solea senegalensis (Senegalese sole), 1709 nucleotides long. Its product is annotated as prostaglandin reductase 3-like. Gene Ontology annotation, cellular component: mitochondrion. Gene Ontology annotation, molecular function: oxidoreductase activity; zinc ion binding. The transcript has 2 exons. The coding region runs from base 293 to 1504 and encodes 403 amino acids. Lineage: Eukaryota; Metazoa; Chordata; Actinopteri; Pleuronectiformes; Soleidae. The record is from RefSeq and is a predicted model, not a curated record.